Messenger RNA from Antechinus flavipes (yellow-footed antechinus), 1704 nucleotides. It is a transcript of the gene CCER1, whose product is annotated as coiled-coil glutamate rich protein 1. The coding region runs from base 103 to 1542 and encodes 479 amino acids. The record is from RefSeq and is a predicted model, not a curated record. The transcript has 2 exons. NCBI's taxonomy places the organism in Eukaryota, Metazoa, Chordata, Mammalia, Dasyuromorphia, Dasyuridae.
UCUUCGGGAGUCCACCCCUCCUCGCCCCGCGACCCCGCUCUAGCAAGCGGGGUUCGCCAGCAUCCUCGACAAUCCUCGACGUGACAGUUGUGCGAAGAGGGCAUGGCCUUGGCCCUUGACCGACGGGCGGACCCACUGAACCUAGGUGGCGGCUGGGCCUCGCCAUCGGCUCUCCCUCCUUGGUCCCCGUGCCACCGACGGAGGAGGAGCACCGCGAUGUCGCGACGGCGCCACUGUUCCGGCCCCAAGCUGGAGUACGAGGAGCUGCGAAAGCAGGCGAAGCAUCAGCAUGACCCGGGCCCCCCGUGGCCCCAUACGCAGCGGCGCCCUGAGCGUCCAGCCAGCCCCACCUGCUGGGGUCCCGGAGCCUGCUGGACCCCCGGCCCGUGGCGCUGCCCCCCCGUGGAAGUUUGGAAGCCGCCGGGUCGAGUGCAGGUGGUGCGGGUGUACGGACUGCGGCCUCCCUGUCCAUGCUGCUGCUCCUGCUGGAGUGCACCUGACAAGCCCGUCCCCGGACGGCUCUACCGCAAGAAGAAGAAGAAGCGCUGGGGCAGGAAGGGCCGCGGCGUACGACGCGGCCCCCGGCGCCCCCUGCAGAGCAGCCCGCCAGUGGACCUGAGCGCCCUGCUGCGCCCGGUCAACCUGUACGGCCGCCGGGCGCCCGGCAUGCGCGCUCCGCGCAACACCACGCAGUUCAUCAUGAACCAGGUCUACGAAGACAUGCGCAAGCAAGAGAAGCAGGAGCGCCAGCAGGAGGCCCUGCGGGCCAGGCAGGCUGCGGCCGCGGCGGCUGCAGCGACGGCAGCCGAAGGGCAGGACCCAGAAGCCGUGGUGGAAGACUGCGCUUCCCCCCCGGACAGCAUCGGGGCGCACCAGCCGGUGCGCAGCGGGGAGCAGGAAGACCAGGAAAUGCAGCUGCUGCAGGAAACUUUCUACAGCUUCGUCCAGAAGCAGCUCUAUUGCCUCGUGCCCAGUCCCGAGGCUGCUGUCGAGGAGGACGAGGAGGAGGAAGAAGAGGGGCAUCUGCUCCACCUUUCUCUGCAGCAAGGAGGGAUUGAGGAGGAGGAGAGGGAAGAGGAGGAGGAGGAAGAGGAGGAGGAAGAAGAGGAGGAGGACCGUGAGGAAGAGGAAGAAGAGGAGCGGUAUGGAGAGGAAGAGGAAGAAUCGGAGGAGGGGGACGAGGAGGAAGAGUUCAAAGAUGAGAAUGAGGAAGAAGAGCUGAAAGAGUAUGGCAAUGAGGAGGUUGAAGAGGAGGAGGAGGUUGAAGAAGAGGAGGAGGAGGUUGAGGAGGAGGAGGAAGAGGAGGAGGAGGAGGAGGAAGAGCAGGAAGAGGAGGAGAUGGAGGAAGAAGAGGACUACCAGGAGGAAGAGCAGCAGGAAGACGAAGACCAACAAUCUCUAGAGAGCCCUCUCACCAGCCCAUUAACACCUGAAGAAGAGCCAGAAAUCAUUUUGAACUGUGAUUUUUUAACCCGGGAGCGUAGAAUUCUCCAGAAGCUUCAAGAAGGAUGCCCUAUGAUUGUGCAGAAAGUUCUGUGUUAGACUGAGGAGAGGGAUGGAUGAAUAGGAUGGAACUGAUUCUUUGGCUAAAAUGAAAUUAGCAGCUAAAAAAAAUCUAAUAUAAAAGUGAGUUCCAUGAAUAAAUAUUAUCUAUGCACACCCCUCCUUUGUAAAAUUGUAAGAUGAUUAAAAAUAUUAAUGAUG